Molecule: messenger RNA, 546 nt
Organism: Rhopilema esculentum
Lineage: Eukaryota; Metazoa; Cnidaria; Scyphozoa; Rhizostomeae; Rhizostomatidae
Product: ficolin-2
Source: RefSeq, a predicted model, not a curated record
AUGGCAACCGAUGGAGGAGGUUGGAUUGUGUUCCAGCGCCGUGUUGAUGCCAGUGUGGAUUUCUUUCGAGAUUGGGAUGCCUACAAGCAAGGAUUUGGGGAUAUGAACGGAAACUUCUGGCUGGGGCUUGAAAAACUGCACAAGCUAGCGGCUCCAGGAAAGGGGGCCAUUCUUCGUGUUGACUUAAAACACAUGGAAUUCGAAGACAAGAAAUAUGCAAAGUACAGCUUAUUUGAGAUUUCUGGAGAAUUGGAUGGGUAUCGUCUGAAGGUGGGAGGCUACUCUGGAGAUGCUGGUGAUUCUCUGAGUUUCCAAAACGGCAUGAAAUUCACAACGAAGGACAAGGAUCAAGAUACUUAUUACAUCAAUUGUGCAUCAAAAUUUAAAGGGGCUUGGUGGUACAGUGCUUGCCAUUUGUCAAAUCUAAAUGGCCUUCAUCCUUCCUCUGGAAGUGGUAGUGCACUCACAGAAUAUAUGUCCUGGAAAGCGAUUAAAAACGAAUAUGGCAAAGUGACAUUCUCUGAGAUGAAAGUGAAGUAUCCGUAG